Cinclus cinclus is the source of this 1730-nucleotide messenger RNA. RefSeq names its product DNA fragmentation factor subunit alpha (gene DFFA). Gene Ontology annotation, biological process: regulation of apoptotic process; apoptotic process. Lineage: Eukaryota; Metazoa; Chordata; Aves; Passeriformes; Cinclidae. The coding region runs from base 78 to 1016 and encodes 312 amino acids. The record is from RefSeq and is a predicted model, not a curated record. The transcript has 6 exons.
UCGGAUCUCCGGCAGCAGCGCCUUCCCCGCCGGGAAGAGCCCUUGGGGCACUGCCCCACUGCACUGAGCGGCAGCCGAUGGCGGCGCGGCUGAAGCGGUGCGUGGUGCGGCGGCGGGACGGGCCGGAGCAGCACGGUGUGGCCGCGUCCUGCCUGCGAGAGCUGCGCGACAAAGCUUGUGGUGUUCUGGCUAUUGACAAGGCCCGGGAACCCGUCACCUUGGUACUGGCAGAAGAUGGGACCAUUGUGGAUGAUGAAGAUUACUUCUUGUGUUUGCCAUCUAACACCAAGUUUGUAGCACUGGCCAAGGAUGAGAAAUGGUCCGGCAAAAUCUUAGAUAGUGGAACAUCCUGGCUCUCGGAGUCUGUGGAUGAAGUGGACAGUGCUGCAGAGAAGUGGAAGCAGCUGGCCAGGCAGCUGAAGGAUGACCUGUCCAAUAUCAUCCUGAUGUCUGAAGAAGAUCUCCAGGUGCUUAUUGAUGUGCCACGCUCAGACCUGGCAGAAGAACUUGCCCAAAGUGAAACCAAAAUCCAAGUGCUGCAGAAUACCCUGCAGCAGGUGCUGGACAGACGAGAAGAAGAGCGUCAGUCAAGGCAGCUCCUAGAACUCUACCUAGAGGCCUUGAAAACUGAAGACAGUAUCUUAAGCAAAGUUGCAGAACCUCAGGCUGCACCAAGGAAGGAGAUGGAUGUGGUUGACACAGGUACUACCAGCACAGAUUCUUCAGCCACAACAGCACUCAGCGACCAGGUCCUUGCUGCUCUGAAAGAGAAACCUGCUCCAGAGCUCUGCUUGGACAGUCAGGAUCUAGAGCUGGUGUUGAAGGAAGACGCAGCAGGCCUGGCCUCGGCCCUGGGAUGGGACAAGCAGAAGGCUGGAGCUCUGCAGGAAGCCUGUGACCAGGAGCUCUCCAAGCGCCUUAAACAAGUGCAGGCCCUGCACUCUCUACGGAGCGCGUCCAAGGGCAAGAAAACCCUGCCCUGGGGGGACUGGCCCAGUGCAAAACGCAAAAAAUAAAACUGCAGUGCUGUUUGCAGUUUGGUUUUUGCUUUUGCAUUAGAAUCAAUACAAGCAAAGGCCCAUCCUGGGAACCAUAGUUUGCUGGUCAUACUGUGGUCUAGCUAUAGAACUGCUAAAAUCUGGACAUUGUCCUGAGGCUUAAACUCCUCUGGUGAUUUGAAUUGUGUAAGCAAAGGGAUUUUGACUUUCUGCAGAAUGCUAGAACAAUGGUAUUGCUAAGCACAGCAUGAAAGUGUUCAGCUUUCAAUACCUGGUUGGUGGCCAGCAGCUUCCAUCUGAUAAUGGUGGAUGCAGUUCCUGAAUCCCCACGCAGUUUACUUACUUUGUUCUCCCUCCAUUUUCAGUGUUUAAAAGAAUGGAGGUUCUCUAGAAGACACUUUGAGGCACAGUUAGUGAUCAGGGCAGAGGGACUCCAGUCUGGGAUGUAGGAACUUGAAUUCUCAUGCUGAUUUAAUCAGUUAAAGGUAAUUCAAAGUCCGUCAACUUAAAUACUUUUUCUGUAAAGAACUUCUGCCUCUUGGAUGCUGUGUAAGAGCUAUCAUAUAAAACACAGCAAAGGUGGAAAUAAUUGCUUUGUAAGGCUGUGUGACAGAAGACUUGCAGUUGGCCUGCUGUCUUAUUCUCCUAAUCAUGAUGCUUUUGUAUUAGCUGGCUUAUUUUUAAAUUUUUAAAGUCUUUUUUUUCUAAUAUCAAUAAAACCGUUUCAUCAUA